Molecule: messenger RNA, 161 nt
Organism: Funneliformis mosseae
Lineage: Eukaryota; Fungi; Glomeromycota; Glomeromycetes; Glomerales; Glomeraceae
Source: the annotation of a GenBank genome assembly
UCAAUAUAUUAGUUUUUGCAUAUUUGCUGUUAAAAAUAGCGAAGAAUCUGAUAUAAAUAAAAUUAGCAAUAUGUUAUUAAAUAAUCAAAGCAUUGAAAUCAAUGAAAAUGAUCAAAGUUUUUUGAAUUAUAAUGACCAAAACAUAUCAAUUCCAGAAGAUG